UCUCUCUCUCUCUGUCUCUCUGUCUCUCUCUCUCUCUGUCUGUCUCUCUCUCUCUCUCUCUCUCUCUGUCUCUCUAUUUCUGACAACCCUUCCAGAUCAUGAUACCUGCCAUCCUCCACCACCAUCAUUAUCAUCACCCACUCUUUCUCCUCCUCAUCCUCCUCUUCCUUCGUUUCUCUCAUGCCUGCCGCACUGCCCCCGCGACCGAAUGCCAAAAGCCACCGUUCGUGCCCGGCCACAAUCUGGUGGGCGAGGGCUUCGACAUUGUCAAGCUGAAAACCACCGGCGCCUUCGUGGUGGACGUCAAGCCCUACCUGGUCGGCGGUGAGGAUGGCAACUGCACACUGUGUCAGAACACGCUUCUGGGCCAGGAGCAGAAGCUGCCGGCCAUAGUGCGCGACUGGCGGGUCAGGGUGCGGUGCCGUCGUGGCCUCAGCGCCAGGAUCUACGAGACGGCCAGCUCUGUCCUGGAGGAGGACAACAAGUCCUUCAGCGCAGGUGCCAAGGUCGGGCUCGGCCUCGCCGGAAAGGGUGCGGUCUACUUGGGAGGCACUCACUCCAGAGCGUCCGAGUUUGCCAUCAGCCACUCGACCAGGGACAGGUACUCCUUCACCAGCCAUCAGGUGUCCUGCCGGUACUACACAUUCCGUCUGCAAAGCAAACCUCCAAUGACUCACGAGUUCAAGUCGUCCCUCAUUGCCCUCCCCUACGCAUACAGCAAGCUCACCGCCCCAGACUUCCGCCACUUCCUCGCCACGUACGGCACGCACUACCUGCGCUCCGUGGACCUGGGCGGCCGGGUGAAGUCCACCACGGCCGUGCGCACCUGCGAGGCCACCAUGAACAGCCUGUCGGUGCACGACGUCAGCAACUGUCUCUCCGUGGAGGCGGCCGCCAAGAAGAACGACGCCAGUGCCAAUGCCCAGCUGCAGUUCUGCCAGGCCAAGAGCAAGAAGCUGAACCACGGCCGCAGCUUCAGCAGCACCUUCUCCGACCGGGUGACGGACGUGUUGGGGGGGAGCGGAGAGUCUGGGGACAUCCUCUUCGCCCCAGACAAGAAAGGCGGCUAUGACACAUGGUUCAAGUCGCUCAAGACGCUGCCCGGGGUCGUCUCCUUCCAACUGACGCCGCUGCACAUGUUGGUGAACAGCGAAGUAGACCCCCAGCGCCACGUAAACCUCCGCAAUGCCAUCAGGGACUACAUCAUGCAGUCCGCGGUUAGCAAAGCAUGCGGGGGGAAGUGUGGCGCCGGCCGGAGAGACAGGUCCUGCUCCUGUAAGUGUAGUAGCAACAAGAGGCUGGACUCCAACUGCUGUCCCAGUAAACCAGGGCUGGCCAGCCUGUCCGUGGUGGUGGAGAGGGCCACGGGACUCUGGGGGGACUACUUCUCCAAGACGGACGGCUACGUGAAGGUGUCUUACAGUGGACAGGGAAGCAGCACGCCCGUGAUCUGGAACAACAACUUCCCCGCAUGGAACUUCAAAAUCCCCUUUGGAACGGUGGAUCUCCUCAGUAGAGAUUCGAUAAAGUUCGAGGUGUGGGACAGAGACAACCGAUGGGACGACGACCUGCUCGGCAAGGUCACCCUCAGGCCCUCGCAGGGCGUGAACGUGAGGCGGAGCUUCAAGCUGAAGCACGGCACCCUUUACGUCUCGUACUCCACCGUGUGCGCCCCGAGUCUGGCAGGCCCCUUCUGUGGCAGUUACAGCCCCAGUCCUGGCGCUGAUGCCCCUCUGGCGCCUCUCACCCAGGACUGGCACUACCCGCACCACCCCUCUCUGAUGCAGCGAUCCGACGGAGGCUCCCGGAAUAACACCUUCCUAUGA
This is a messenger RNA of Clupea harengus (Atlantic herring), 1826 nucleotides long. Its product is annotated as perforin-1-like. Lineage: Eukaryota; Metazoa; Chordata; Actinopteri; Clupeiformes; Clupeidae. Gene Ontology annotation, cellular component: membrane attack complex; membrane. Gene Ontology annotation, biological process: T cell mediated cytotoxicity; immunological synapse formation; defense response to virus. The record is from RefSeq and is a predicted model, not a curated record. Gene Ontology annotation, molecular function: wide pore channel activity.